Molecule: messenger RNA, 868 nt
Organism: Notothenia coriiceps (black rockcod)
Lineage: Eukaryota; Metazoa; Chordata; Actinopteri; Perciformes; Nototheniidae
Gene: gatd3l
Product: glutamine amidotransferase class 1 domain containing 3, like
Exons: 7
Coding region: 1-810 (269 amino acids)
Cellular component (GO): mitochondrion
Source: RefSeq, a predicted model, not a curated record
AUGCAGGCAUCCAGGACUCUGCUGUCAAAACAAACUCUGGCUGUUGUCGCUCGCCAGCCGGCCUGCUUUGUCCACCAUGGUGAUCAUGGCAAUUGGGGAAAUACCAAUAUUGCAGUGGUUUUCUCAGGAUGUGGCUGGUGGGAUGGGACUGAUGUCCAUGAGGGAGUAUACACCAUGUACCACCUGAGCCGUAACGGUGCUCGCUUCCAGAUGUUUGCUCCGAACCAGCAGCAGAUGCACGUGAUGGACCACAUGAAGAAGCAGCCGGGCUCUGGGGAGAACCGGAACAUGAUGAUGGAGUCGGCUCGCUUCAGUCACGGUCAGGGAAUGAUGCAAAUGCAAGAUCUGUCCAAGCUGGACGUCAACAGCUUUGAUGCCGUUAUCUUUCCCGGAGGCCACGGCAUGAUCAAGAAUCUAUCCACUUUUGCGAAGGAUGGAAAAGACUGCAAGCUGCAAGGUGAUGUGGAUAAGGUGCUGAAAGACUUCCACCGCUCUCGCAAGCCUAUUGGACUGGCCAGCAUGGCUUCGGUCCUGGCCUGCCGCGUGCUGCCCAGCAUCGAGGUGACCAUGGGCUACGAGAAGGACGAAAACACCCGCUGGGGGAACUGGCCCCACACCAACAUGGUGCAGGCCGUGAAGAGCAUGGGCGCUCGCCAUAACGUCCGCGAGCCAUAUGAAGCCUUCGUGGAUGAGAAGAACAAGGUGGUCAGCACCCCGUCCUUCAUGUGGGAAACGGAGUAUCACUACCACUACAUAUUUGAUGGCAUUGGAAACAUGGUCAAACAUGUCAUGCGUAUGUCAACCAAGUGAUGUGACAUUUUCAGCCUGAAAAAUAAGGAAGUUGGUGUCGACGUGUGAUGUACACCUC